Molecule: messenger RNA, 936 nt
Organism: Girardinichthys multiradiatus
Lineage: Eukaryota; Metazoa; Chordata; Actinopteri; Cyprinodontiformes; Goodeidae
Product: retinal cone rhodopsin-sensitive cGMP 3',5'-cyclic phosphodiesterase subunit gamma-like
Exons: 3
Coding region: 151-372 (73 amino acids)
Biological process (GO): positive regulation of G protein-coupled receptor signaling pathway; visual perception; positive regulation of epidermal growth factor receptor signaling pathway
Cellular component (GO): photoreceptor outer segment membrane
Molecular function (GO): cGMP binding; 3',5'-cyclic-nucleotide phosphodiesterase activity
Source: RefSeq, a predicted model, not a curated record
GUGCCAACUCACACUGACAUCAGGAUUAGCAGCUCAGGGACUUUAAAAGCGGGCGCUCAGACUGGGAAGAGAAACAGACAGAGAGUAGAGAAACGGACAAGCUCAUCACACAGCUUCUGAGAAACGUUGAACUAAAAGGGAGAAAACAAAAUGGCAGAUGUUGCAACUCCCGCUGAGAAGAAGGCCCCUCCCAAAUUCAAGCAGAGGACCACUCGUACCUUCAAGAGCAAGGCACCUAAGCCAGGCCAGAAGGGAUUCGGAGAUGACAUUCCAGGCAUGGAGGGUCUUGGCACAGACUUCUCAGUGGUCUGCCCAUGGGAAGCCUUCGGGGACAUGGAGCUCAGUGACUUGGCGAAAUAUGGAAUUGUUUAGCCCUCCUUCCUUUGCCUUUACCUUUCUUGCCACUAUUGUCCCCUGUGUGGUCCUAAUAUUGAGUGACAGGCCAGUAAUCUAUUACUUUCAUGGUCUACAGAUGAAGCAGCUUUUGAUGUUGUAGAGGUUUGACCUGUACACAAAAGAGGUAUCACUUAUGCACUUUACUUUUCCCUGCCUUUCCACACACUUUUUAAUGUUGUACCCUCUUCUACCUCCCCUUUUCUUCCAUUCCUAUCUUCCUUACACCCAGUUCUGUCAGCACAAAGGGAAGAAAACUGAUAGGAAGUUCUCUGUGUAUUUUUAAUAUCAAAAAGGUACUCUGAUAUCUGUUACUCUGAUACCUCAGGAGUAUUCCAAUCUUCUCCUCUUGCAUCCAUUCCCUUUGAGGCUGCUAACUCAACAUGUACACAUUUCAGUUGUUGUACAGCCUAUCUUCGUAUUGGUCUUCCAUCAGAAAUAUGUAAAUCACUUUAUGCUUUAGCGAGGGAUAUCGUCUCUGUCUGAGUCGAGAAAAACGGCUACAGCAAAAGCAAUAAAUGUGAGUGCUUUGCACAAAAUGUC